This is a messenger RNA of Notothenia coriiceps (black rockcod), 2136 nucleotides long. RefSeq names its product solute carrier family 35 member B2 (gene slc35b2). The coding region runs from base 65 to 958 and encodes 297 amino acids. NCBI's taxonomy places the organism in Eukaryota, Metazoa, Chordata, Actinopteri, Perciformes, Nototheniidae. The record is from RefSeq and is a predicted model, not a curated record. Gene Ontology annotation, biological process: transmembrane transport; 3'-phosphoadenosine 5'-phosphosulfate transport. The transcript has a single exon. Gene Ontology annotation, molecular function: 3'-phosphoadenosine 5'-phosphosulfate transmembrane transporter activity. Gene Ontology annotation, cellular component: endoplasmic reticulum membrane; Golgi membrane.
ACAAAGUAAAUGUUCUUAUUCUUAGGUAUCGUACCUGACAUGGGGCGUCCUGCAGGAGAGGGUGAUGACGCGCUCGUACGGAUCCACGACUCCAGAAGAGGCGGGCGAGAAGUUCAAAGACUCUCAGUUCUUGGUGUUCAUGAACCGGAUCCUGGCUCUGACCGUGUCCGGGCUGUGGUGCCUGAUGUUCAAGCAGCCUCGCCACGGAGCGCCCAUGUACAAGUACUCCUUCGCCUCGCUCUCUAACAUCAUGAGCAGCUGGUGCCAGUACGAGGCCCUGAAGUACAUCAGCUUCCCCACGCAAGUCCUGGCCAAGGCCUCCAAGGUCAUUCCCGUCAUGCUCAUGGGGAAGAUCGUCUCCCACAAGAGCUACGAGUACUGGGAGUACUUCACGGCCGUGCUGAUCUCGCUGGGCGUCAGCAUGUUCCUGCUGUGGAGCACGCCCAGCAAGCAACCGUCCACCGUCACCACCUUCAGCGGGGUCGUCAUCCUCAUCGGCUACAUCGUGUUCGACAGCUUCACCUCCAACUGGCAGGACAACCUGUUCAAGUACAAGAUGUCGUCGGUGCAGAUGAUGUUCGGGGUGAACCUGUUCUCCUGCCUGUUCACCGUGGGCUCUCUGCUGGAGCAGGGGGCCUUCUUCGACUCGGUGGCCUUCAUGACGCGCCACUCGGAGUUCGCCUUUCACGCCGUGUUGCUGUCCGUGUGCUCGGCGUGCGGCCAGCUCUUCAUCUUCUACACCAUCAGCCAGUUUGGUGCCGCGGUCUUCACCAUCAUCAUGACCCUGCGACAGGCCAUCGCCAUUCUGCUCUCGUGUUUCCUCUACGGUCACGCAGUCACCAUAAUAGGUGGAUUUGGUGUUGGGGUAGUUUUCUUGGCACUUUUCUUACGGGUGUACGCACGUAGCCGCAUGAAGUCAGGCCGGAGGUUAGCGGCGCCGCUCGGACAGAAGGUGUAGCACUCCGGAGUCUCGCGAAACUGGGAACUGAGACCACGUUUUCUGUGGUGCUUUUUGGUCUAUUUGUGUGUAUCUAUUGUUUGUUUUUUAAAUGUUCUUUUCCAUGUUUUUUUCUUUUUCCUUAGCAAUGGAACAGAAAGGGAUUCUGCAGUUUUGACUCUUACACCAAGUUGACCCCCAGGGGUCCAUGUGAUUUGUCAGGUCAGCAGUCACAGAAGUUUUGAGUGCCUGUAAGAUUGUCUUAUACACGAGACCCAGACCAGGAACUUUGCAAACUGCCUCUUCACCUCUUUCUCUCUUUUUUCCAAAAACACCGUACGUGGCUUGUGCAGCCGAUUACAGGUCACUGUGACCCUGAACAUGUAUGAGCUGUCUGGCUAAGCAUUACGUUAUAAGCGGUUAUUAUGUUGGUUGAAAUCUGAAGCCUCAAUGCAGGAUGCCACUAAAUCCUCUGAAUCCUACACUCUGAUCCUUUUAAACUUUAUCCCAAGUAUUUGAACACGUAUUAUCUGUUGAGUUAUCUUUCAGUCGCAAUAGCCAGAUGCUUAUCUCACAGUCCUCCAUGUUGGAGAGCAGGGGCCUUUAUGUGUCUUAAUGAGGGAUUUUAUCUUGUAAAGCUGCAAACAGCCGGAAACAUCAUUUUAAGGUUUAUUAACAUGUUCCACAUGCUACCAGCUUUAAGAGAAGGUGUUGAACAACAGUUAACGAAGAGCGCACGACUUACAAACGGUUUCCUUUUACCCCGACAUCGCUGAACCAGAUGCUGCUGUGGGUACUUUUUUGCACAGCAUUAUUUUAAGAUUUUCUUUGCUGUUGUCUCGACACAGAUCUUACUUUAUGUUUUAACUUGGAGCUAAUAAGUCUUGUAAAUAUAUCUCUUAGUCAUCGUUUAUUUCCAACUUGUCUGUUGUGUACUUUUGUAAAAGGACUGCUUCAUGUGUUUUCACCGUUGCAUAUGAAUGUUCGGAAGAUGAUGAUGAUGAUGAUGAUGAUGAUGAUGAUGAUGAUGAUGGUCGUUUCCAUCAGAAGGAUGUGAAGAUAAUGUCAGCCCAGGAAGGAAUUUGGAAGAACAGAAAAGCUUACAAAGGAAAUGCAAUGUUACUGGUACCUUGUUUUUAUCAUUCUACUUUUCCCUCUGGUAACUGGAUUAAUAAUAAAAACAUAUUAAAUUAACUUAA